Odontomachus brunneus is the source of this 2159-nucleotide messenger RNA. Its product is annotated as luciferin 4-monooxygenase. NCBI's taxonomy places the organism in Eukaryota, Metazoa, Arthropoda, Insecta, Hymenoptera, Formicidae. Bases 278 to 1894 code for a protein of 538 amino acids. Gene Ontology annotation, biological process: fatty-acyl-CoA biosynthetic process; long-chain fatty acid metabolic process. The transcript has 2 exons. Gene Ontology annotation, molecular function: long-chain fatty acid-CoA ligase activity. The record is from RefSeq and is a predicted model, not a curated record.
AAAAGAACAGACCAGAAGUGUAUCAUAGCGGAGUUAAAAGAUAGUCAUGAUGACUAGCUGUUUGAAAAGAUAAACAGCUGUUUAAAAAACAAUUAACUUAUCUCAGCAAGAAGAUAGGUUGGCCUUAUCUAAAACAACUAGAGUUGUCUUUCUAAACGCCAUUAUUUUUGCAUUACAUUAAAGUGCAUUCAGCAAGACACAGUUGCAUAAUUCAUAUUGAAUAAUUCUUUAAUAUUAAACGAUAGGAAGAUAGUAUAGAUUUCUUCCUUUAUCAAUCAUGUCAGAAAAAGAAAAUAUUUUUUAUGAAGGUAAUUUGACAUCAGAAUGGAAAGAUUUAUCAUUGGGACAAUUAUUAUUAAAACAAUUAGCACUGCAUGGUACUUCUGUGGCACAAAUAAAUGCUCAUACAGGCAAGGAACAAACAUUUGAAUACAUCUUAAACACCAGUCGUAAGUUGGCAAUUUUCCUUCAGAGAGAAGGAAUAAGAGCAAAUGAUGUCAUUGCCAUAUGCAGUGAAAAUAAUGUGGAAUUUGGUAUUGUUAUAUGUGCUAUACUCUAUUUGGGUGCUACAGUCUAUCCAUUAAACCCACUGUAUUCAGAAAGAGAAUUCAAACAUGCAUUUGCCAUUUCCAAGCCCAAGUAUAUAUUUAUUUCUGCAAUAGCAUACAGCAAUAUAAAAAAUAUAAUUAACAAUUUAUACUGGUCACCAAAGAUAUUAAUGUUAACUGAACAUCACAAUACUAGUAUAACACAGUUGAAUUUGAGCAGAGCGAUAUCAAGUAUAUCUGAUGAUGAUAUGAAUGCAUUUAGAGCUGCUUUGAUUGAUGUGAAUAAUCAUAUUGCAGCAAUUUUAUGCUCAAGUGGAACUACAGGACUACCCAAGGGUGUCAUGUUAACAGACAAAAAUUUUAUUACAGUUAUAAAAAAUGUGAUAGAGUUACAGCUUUAUAAGCAAAAAUUUACGGCUCUAGCAUUACUACCAUUUUUCCAUGCAUAUUCCUUCACUGUAAUGCUUCUCAGAUUCAUAUCUGGAACCAUGAGUGUAAUUCUUUCACGCUUUGAAGAGGAAUUAUUUCUACAAUGUAUAGAGAAAUAUAGAAUCGAAAAUCUGACAUUGGUGCCGCCGCUUAUGGUGUUCCUGGCAAAACACCCACUCGUAGAUAAAUAUGAUUUAUCAUCUAUCAAGGCAAUAGUGUGCGGAGCAGCCCCUUUGUCAACGGAAAUUCACAUGGCUGUGACCAAGCGAUUGAAUAUUCCUGAAAUUAGAGAGGGUUACGGAUUAACAGAGACUACUCUAGGUGUGCUGUUUUCGACAGGUGAUAAGGAAAAACCAGGUAGUUUUAUGUUAGCUCCAGCCACGUCAGCAAAAAUUAUACCACUGGGAGAAUUUGGGACAGAUAAGACUUUAGGGCCAAAUUGUAGAGGGGAAUUAUGUCUCAAGGGAGAUCUAAUAAUGAAAGGCUAUUAUAACGACGAAGAGUCUACUAGAAGGACAAUUGAUAAAGAUGGUUGGUUGCAUACAGGAGAUGUAGGAUACUAUGAUGAAGAGGGGUACUUUUACAUCGUUGAUCGUAUAAAGGAACUUAUCAAAUAUAAGGGCUAUCAAGUUCCACCAGCUGAGCUUGAAGAAGUCUUGUUAACGUGUCCUAACGUGAAAGAUGCAGCUGUAAUUGGCGUACCUGAUGAAAAGGCCGGAGAAUUGCCAAUGGCUUUCAUUGUAAAGCAAGAUAAUUCCAAUAUAUGCGAGAGAGAUAUAGUCCAGUAUGUUAACGAGCGCGUGUCAAAUCCUAAACGACUUAGAGGUGGUGUAAAAUUUGUAAGUAGCAUACCAAAGACCGCGUCUGGUAAAAUACUACGCCGACUAUUGCGUGAUUCUUUACGAUCAAAAUUGUAAACGUGCCAAAUAUCUACUUUUUAUAUGAUAUUCAUAUAUAUGUAUACACAAAUGUAUAUUUAUAUGUCACAUAUUAUGUUCUUUUCAACGAUUAUAUUUCCCGAUAAUAAAAUUUAUGAUUAUCAUGAUAUAUUAAAUACAAUAUAAUGAUUUACUGAGAUUAUUGGCAAAGAUCUCUAUGUCUAUGUCAUGUAAUGUAUAAUAGUAAAUUCUGUACAAGAUGUCUGAUAAAAAAUGUUUAAUAAACGUUUUUUAUGUUUAAAAA